CUCAGAGAAAUGAAGCGUUCUGUUUGUUUGGAAUCUUAAUUACGAUGGCCUCAAACUUACCUAAUUAGAAGCUCCUUCAUAAUGAGGAAAAUUAUUUUCAAAGUUAAUGAAUUUGCGAGCAGAAACACUCCUGUCUUCCUAGAAUACGUUACUCACAUUCCUUACAUACAUAUUUUAGUUAGCCGCUCUAAUUAAUAUUAGUACUUAAACCACACGGGAUUGAUUUCACUGUUAAAGCAAACUUUCCUUUGUUUUUAGACAGUAUAAAAAGACCAUAAUUUCCCUUCUUGUAGACAUCAGGCUGCACACAUAAGCUUAAUUCUAGAUUUUGGACAAAAUGGAUUUUAUUUCAGCAAAACGACUCAUUUUAUUGACUUUAGCCACUUCAAGCUUGUUAACAUCAAACAUCUUUUGUGGAGACGAAUUGAUGAUGUCCAAUCUUUACAGCAAAGACAAUUAUGACAAGUAUUCUAAGCCUAGAGGGGACCCUAAAGGAGAAAAGGAAAGAAGUCUCAAUUUUGAAGAAUGGAAAGAUUGGGGUCCAAAAAACGUCACUAAGAUUACACCUGCAGUCAACAAAAUGCCACACUCGGCAGCCAACUUGCCAUUGAGAUUUGGGAGGACCAUGGAAGAAGAAAGAGGCCCUGGGGCAAUGGCCAACCUGCCUCUGAGAUUUGGAAGAAACACAGAGGAAAGCAUCUCGAGACGCAUUCCUAACCUGCCCCAAAGGUUCGGGAGAACAACAGCCAAAAGUGUCGCCAAGACACUGAGUGAUUUGCUCCAACAAUCCAUGCAUUCACCACCUGCCAAUGAGUUACUUUACUCCAUGACCUGCCAGCCCCAAGAAAUCCAGAAUUCCCAUCAAAAACACCCAAGGAGACUGGGAUUCCAGAAAAGAGAUGAUACAGAAUUGAAACAAGAAAAAUAAGAAAUCUGGAGCCUGUCCCUAAAGACGAUAUGAAGCUGUGGCCUGUAAUCUACAAAUAACUCUCUAGUGAAGACAAUGAGUGAAGAGUCCCUGCACUCUUUUAAUGGGUUAUCAUUGAGAGCAAUUUUUCCUUGUCCGUGCGGCUAGUACCUUGAAAGUUAUACAAAACGACUUAAAGAAUAUUGUAAUGUAAAGAUGAAAUAACUUUUGUCUAAAUAAAAAGAGCAUUGCAAGUACUUAAGAAGCCUCUGGUAAUGGGGAGAGGAAGAGGGAGAGAGAGACGGAGGGAGAGAGAGAAGCCACGUCACCGUCUUAUGUAAAAGUCAUGAACCCAGUUACACUUAAGUAAAAAAUUAAGAAGAGUAAACUGAUAAAUUUUAUGACGAAAAUUAAAUAAUUUAACAGAAUAACAUCAUUGAGAAAUAAAUGAACAUAACAAAUCACUUACAAACAUGUUUUAUAUACCCGUUUUUCCAUUGCAUCAACUGUUAGUGAAUCUAUGAUAGAUUGAAAUUUUUUUAAAAAUGAAUCAAAGACAAAGGUAAUUAUUAGAUACUUCUCCUC
Equus caballus (horse) is the source of this 1492-nucleotide messenger RNA. It is a transcript of the gene NPVF, whose product is annotated as neuropeptide VF precursor. Gene Ontology annotation, biological process: negative regulation of gonadotropin secretion; neuropeptide signaling pathway. Gene Ontology annotation, molecular function: signaling receptor binding. Lineage: Eukaryota; Metazoa; Chordata; Mammalia; Perissodactyla; Equidae. The record is from RefSeq and is a predicted model, not a curated record.